Molecule: messenger RNA, 3565 nt
Organism: Schistosoma guineensis
Lineage: Eukaryota; Metazoa; Platyhelminthes; Trematoda; Strigeidida; Schistosomatidae
Source: the annotation of a GenBank genome assembly
GCAUUGAGUUUAGGCAUUGAAGUGGUGCGCGGAAGGUUGAAUUCCCAGUUAAAUAUAGAUUGCUGUUUAGAGAUUUUGUUAACCAGGAUAUUUACUUAACUAUGCCUCGAAACUUCAGUCUUCAACCCGAGAGAAAGAGCCGUAUGACUGGAAUCCCUUCUAAUAUCAAAGCAAGGACUUCAUCUGUUGGUCCACAGGAACAAAAACCUGUUAACCGUGAGGUUAAAUCUAAAGCGAAUGUCACUAAGAUGAUAGGAAGUUUAAUCCAGUUUCUGGAAACCACCGACUAUUCAAAUUCCCUUUCUCCCAAAAUCCUCCAUUCACCCAACUCAAAAGAAAUAUUUUCAAUAUUCGAACAUCUUGUUCGACAAAUUGAGCCCUCCUUUCGUAUUGAAAACGACGGAAUGAAAGCGGAAGAAGUUUGUCUGAAUUAUCUUAAAAUUCUAGGCUACCCAAAUGUUCUUAGUAAGCAUCAUUUGUUAGCACCAGGUGCUCCUCAAGCCUGGAAUUCAGUUUUAGCAGCGUUCGACUGGUUCAGAGAAGAAACAGAAAAUGCAAAUGACGCUAUAAAUUUUUCGGUGUUCGGGUAUGAUGAUGAUCAAGAUACUGAAGAAGAGCCGCUGAAUAAAAUUAUUUUUCAAUUGAAGUCAGUUAUUUUUAAAAGAAGACGUGAAGGCCUUGAUAUAUUUCCAAGUGAUAUUGAAGAUUACCGUUGUCGUAUCAACAGAGUAUUGAACGCUCCAAGUGAAGAUGAUAUGAAGAAGCUUUAUGAUCGUCUGAAUGAAGUGGAUAAAGAAAUGAAUAGUAUAAAUAAUGUAGACGGAGAAGAAAGGUCAUUAAGAACUCAAUUAGCUGAGACGGAAUCCAGUUUAAAAUCACUAGACGAAAAGUUGCGCGACCAUGAAUCUCAGAUAGCUAAGUUAAAGUCUUUAGACGAAGAGCGCACAGAAGUUUUAAAGGAACUUGAAUUAAAAAACAAAGAAGCAGAACAACAGUUGGCUACAGUACGUGCAAAAGUAAAGGAACAAGAAGAUGCUGGUUAUGGACGACUAGCUCAAGAAUAUAUUAUGCUUCGGGAACGUGUCGAUGCUCGAUUGCAUGCUAAAGAUGAUUUAAUUAAAGAAGUUGAACAAAAAGAAUUGGAUUAUACACGUUCAGAGGGCACCAUCGCCCCUACUUUGGACGCUUAUAAUCGUCUUGUCGGAUCACUAAGGAAACCACCGUUUUCACAGAUCACCAAAAACUGUAAUUUGGAAGUUUGCACAUAUCGCAAAGGAUUUGAUAUUGCUAAGCAAUUACCAUUGCUAGUUCAAAAUGUGAAGGCUUGUGUUGAACAGUUGACUUUGGCUUUGACUUCUAAAGAACAACGACUAAGUGAAUUGGUUGAACGUCUCGAAACUCUUCAAUCGUCAAUCGAUAGUUCAGAAUUGCCAGAUGUACAAGCUAAACUGGAUGAGGUAAAAAUAGAUUUGGCUAAACUAGAUGAACUUUUGGCGGAAGAAUACAGUGCGCAUACAAAAGCAGAAGAAGAAUAUGUUAGUUUAUGUUCUCACAGAGCCAAAGAAUUAGAACAGUUAAAAAAACAGUUAAUUGAUGAUGAACAACGUCAGACGGAGUUAAGCGGUAAACUUGAAGAAAUAAUUCAAGAAAGAGUUAAAAUCACCUCUUAUAUUGAAAAUAUUAGUCAACAAUUAUCAGUGUUUGUUCCUUACAUUGAGUUAUGGUUCAGAUGCCGAUGUAUCUACUUCGGUUUUACCAUCCAAAUGAUAUCUUCAAUGUUCUCAUACAAAAAUGCCGUUUGAUACUCAGUACAUUUGAUUAUUAAGUUAUGUUUAUCAACAUUUUAGUCUCAUUUCGUGUGUAAACGUUUCUGUCGAUAUAAAUAUUAUAUCCACUUUUUCUAAACCGAAAUAAAUCGUGACAUUGCACCCCUUAAACUUGUAUUACAUUGAUUUUGAAAUUUAGAACGGUGGUUUUUAAGAUGUGGUACAUUUCUGAGGUCUUCUUUAUUAAGCACUUAGUACACUCAGUCGUAAGCACUAUUUCUUAUCCUAUGACGCGAACCGUAGUAUAGUAUAAAUGUAUAUGGGGAUGUACCACUAUUUCGCGUAACACUUUUUUCAAUUUAGAUAUAACUUCAAGGGAAUUAAGAUGGUAUUUUAUUUGGUUAGGCAAAGUGAUCGGUCGGCUAGCGUAUAUAGUCAGUGUUUACUUGGUUCUUAAUUGAGUUAUUAUAUUUGAACAAUAUGAAACUCAGGGUGUAUAAUAUGAUAGUGUACAGAAGUAAUGUUGACAUCUCUUUAUUGUUAAGAAUUUUAAUCAUAAAAUCUAAGUUCCAAUAAAAAAUGUAGACUCAAAUCUUGCCAAUAUCUGAAAAUUCAAGUGCUUUUCAUUACUAAACUGUUGUUCAAUGUGAUAGUUCCGAGCAUUAGCGCUAUAACAUUCGAGUAACAGCUGGUGAUCGCUUGGAUUAUUGAGUUCAUUUUAGAAGGCAUUCACUGACAAUUUUCCAAUUAUAUGUUGGUUUUUCUAUCUUAUCACUUGCAAGUUUUAUGUGUUAUACUCUUUCUCACAAAGAGAAACGUUUUAAAAAUAUUUUAGGACAAUUUUCUGCUUUGUUUUUUUUUUUAAAAUUUUAUUCAUCAGCUACUAUGCGCAUUUCGUUUACUGUAUUCUAUUGAACUCGGUCAGUAUAAUCAAUACAAGACUUGAAAUCAUAAAGCUUUUGUUUUGCAACAACUAUGGUUGAUCUCUGUUUUGACUACUGAAAACAUCCCUAAAGUCAGGCCCUUCUGCUUGCUUACUUACGCCUGUUACCUCCAAUGGAGUAUAGACUGACGACUAGCGUUCUUCAACCCAAUCUGUCCUGGGCCUUCCUUUCUAGUUCUAUCCAGUUGUUCAUUCUUCUCAUGUUUGUCUCCAUUGCUCGACCCUUCUGCGGCCUUAUCGGUUUCUCAUUUUGUCAUCGUAUAAUUUUCUUCAUACCCUCUUGCAUUUUCGGAACUACAUCUAGUAUAUAUAAAAAGAAUGGUUUAAUGUGAUAACUGAAUUACAAACCAAGGACUUUCGAACAUUCACUAGUCAACAUUUAUUGUCUGCCUCUGGAAAGUAUUUAUGGCAGAUAACACCUUUGACGUCGAAAGAUGUAGUAGCUCAAUCCUUUGGUGUAUUGAAUAUACUGUAAAUAAAAUACCUAUUUAUUGAUGUACUUAACUUCUAUGCGCUCUUAAUCUACUUACUAUUUUUAAGUUUUAAUAAUACUUUAUUUUUGAAUAUACUGGGGAAUUGGUCAUAUAUCUUUUUUCUCUUUUAGUCAUAUUUCAAAACUAAGGAGUCUGCUAAUCGUACCUGGCAGAUGCAUAUAAACAUACUGCGCGAAGAAGUUCAAAGUGCAGCUCGUCGUAUUGAAAACAAAGUUAGAAAAGCACUUGAAGAGAAUUCUUUAUCUGAAUAGCAUUUCUCCAAGAGAUUAACUUUUUCUUGCAACUAACUUCAAUUGAUUUUUGUUAAUAUUGCAUUUUAUUAAAAUGUUAUUGUCGUGAGAGUUUUCCAAUAAACCGUUCAC